This is a messenger RNA of Piliocolobus tephrosceles (Ugandan red Colobus), 704 nucleotides long. RefSeq names its product ATPase H+ transporting V1 subunit G3 (gene ATP6V1G3). Gene Ontology annotation, biological process: proton transmembrane transport. The coding region runs from base 564 to 704 and encodes 46 amino acids. The transcript has 5 exons. The record is from RefSeq and is a predicted model, not a curated record. NCBI's taxonomy places the organism in Eukaryota, Metazoa, Chordata, Mammalia, Primates, Cercopithecidae. Gene Ontology annotation, molecular function: proton-transporting ATPase activity, rotational mechanism. Gene Ontology annotation, cellular component: vacuolar proton-transporting V-type ATPase complex.
GUGUGUUCUGUUACAAUGCAGCUAAGUCUCACCAUGGGUUCUCCCAUCCCUAGAGUGCUCUCUUAAUCUUUCUUCCUGGCCUUGGAUCAUUAGAUCUGCAGUUGUUACAGCCCCAGAUAUCGGCAGCUGUGUUUCUAACCACGGCCUAAUAACCCAACCAUGAACUUUGACCACCACCAUCUGGUUUAACGAUGUGGCUUUGUUGUUCUCUAACAAGCCUGAAUAGUUCCACCAUCACACUUGCUUGGCCCAAUGAAAUGUGAGCGCAAGUGAUGUGUGACUUCUGGGUGGCAGAGUUAAAAGCCCGAGUAUGAUUCACCAAGCUACCUUUUCCCUGCCAUAUGAUCCUGGGGGCAGAUGGAUAGCUGAUCUCUGAGUGACUACAGUGAGCAAAGAAAGAAAGACUCCUGCCCAACCAUGUGGACAGGUUAUGAUCAAGACAAGGUGAUUUGUUCCUGGACACAAGAUUCCACCUUGGGCUUUCCUUGGGACCCAGCUAUCCAGGUCAAUCAAGCCAGUUUGAAACAGAUUUCACAGAAGCCACUUGGUUGGAGCAGACUACCAUGAUGAGCCAGUCUCAGGGGAUCCACCAGCUUCUUCAGGCAGAAAAACGGGCCAAGGACAAGCUAGAGGAAGCCAAGAAGAUUCUGGGUCUACUUUUCCUAAAACAAAGAGACUGGGACUGCUUCUGGCAGGAUGACUAG